Messenger RNA from Oryza brachyantha (malo sina), 1463 nucleotides. RefSeq names its product alpha-amylase isozyme 3B. The transcript has 3 exons. Gene Ontology annotation, molecular function: alpha-amylase activity; calcium ion binding. The coding region runs from base 1 to 1314 and encodes 437 amino acids. The record is from RefSeq and is a predicted model, not a curated record. Lineage: Eukaryota; Viridiplantae; Streptophyta; Magnoliopsida; Poales; Poaceae. Gene Ontology annotation, biological process: carbohydrate metabolic process.
AUGGCAAAGCGAUCAGCCGCAGUGUGGAGCUUGCUACUAUUCGCCUUGUUCUGCCUAAGCUCCCAGUUGGCACACGCCCAGGUCCUCUUCCAGGGGUUCAACUGGGAGUCGUGGAAGAAGCAGGGCGGGUGGUACAACUUCCUCCAUGGCCGCGUCGACGACAUCGCCGCGACCGGGGUCACGCACGUCUGGCUCCCUCCGCCGUCGCACUCCGUCGCGCCGCAGGGGUACAUGCCGGGCCGGCUCUACGACCUGGACGCGUCCAAGUACGGCACGGAGGCGGAGCUCAGGUCGCUCAUCGCCGCCUUCCACGGCAGGGGCAUCAUGUGCGUCGCCGACAUCGUCAUCAACCACCGGUGCGCGGACUACAAGGAUAGCCGCGGCAUCUACUGCAUCUUCGAGGGCGGCACGCCGGACAGCCGCCUCGACUGGGGCCCCGACAUGAUCUGCAGCGACGACACGCAGUACUCCAACGGCCGCGGUCACCGCGACACCGGCGCCGACUUCGCCGCCGCGCCCGACAUCGACCACCUCAACACGCGUGUGCAGAGCGAGCUCUCCGACUGGCUCAACUGGCUCAAGAAUGACCUUGGCUUCGACGGCUGGCGCCUCGACUUCGCCAAGGGUUACUCGGCGGCCGUCGCCAAGACGUACGUCGACAGCACUGACCCGUCCUUCGUCGUCGCCGAGAUAUGGAGCAACAUGCGCUACGACGGCAACGGCGAGCCGUCGUGGAACCAGGACGCUGACCGGCAGGAGCUGGUGAACUGGGCGCAGACCGUGGGUGGCCCAGCGUCGGCGUUCGACUUCACGACCAAGGGUGUGCUGCAGGCGGCGGUGCAAGGCGAGCUGUGGCGGAUGAAGGACGGCAACGGCAAGGCCCCGGGGAUGAUCGGCUGGCUGCCGGAGAAGGCUGUCACAUUCAUUGACAACCAUGACACUGGCUCCACACAGAAUUCAUGGCCAUUCCCCUCUGACAAGGUCAUGCAGGGCUAUGCCUACAUCCUCACACACCCAGGAGUUCCAUGCAUCUUCUACGACCAUGUAUUUGACUGGAAUCUGAAGCAGGAGAUAAGCACGUUGGCAGCUGUGAGGUCAAGGAAUGGGAUUCAUCCAGGAAGCAAGCUGAACAUCCUUGCUGCUGAUGGAGAUGUCUAUGUCGCCAUGAUCGAUGACAAGGUGAUCACAAAGAUUGGUACACGGUAUGAUGUGGGCAACUUGAUCCCGUCGGACUUCCAUGUCGUUGCUCAUGGCAGCAAUUACUGCAUCUGGGAAAAGAGUGGUCUCAGGGUUCCAGCAGGGCGGCACCACUAGGCAAAGAAUAUUUUUUCUUUCAGGACUAUUUGGUGCCUGGAAUGAGAUAUUUAAAUGAUAUCUUAAAUAACCAGAGAACCAUUGAAUGACAGAUAAAUAUUUAUCUUUCAGGACUAUUUAUGCCUGGAAUAAGAAAUUUAAGCAUGUUA